UCUCAUCUGUCCCCCCUUUUGUGUAGCUACCCGAAUAAAUUAGCAACCCAAGUCGCUGAAGGGAGGAGGAGGGGGAGGAGAGUAGGGGGGCUGGGCCUUGUGGCGGAGGAGUCGGCUUUCAGUCGGUGAGGUGCACGGUGCCCUGAAGCGGCUCUGUCUCAGCGCAUACUAACACACGCCGAGUCUGAGUGACUGGAUGCUGAUGGGGAAAAAAAGAGGAGAGAAACGUUUAAGAUCAGCGAAAGAGCGGGCAGAGCACUGCGGAGCCACAGACGGAUCCUUUCUUCUGCAGACAGCGAAGGAACCGGAGAGAUUCACAGCUGAUCUGAACGCGCUCACCUGACACGGGGACCAAAAAAAGACCCUUCACUGGAGGAAUAACAUAUCCUACCCGUCUAUUGGAUUAGACCAUCCGUGGAACUGUCAUUUUUUGUGUGGAUAUUAUGUAAAAAGAAAAAAAUAAGCCCAGUCCAGCUGGCCAGAGAGGCUCCAUUCAAGAUUUUUGUCCUGGUGGAUUGUGUGUCGAAAGGGGGAAUUGGAAACCCGUUUGCAUACUAAUCAGUUUUGGAGAGGAGAUCCAGAGCAAACAUCCAGAGCUGUGGAGUGGGUCAGAUGAAUGUGUAGCAGAGCCCAGCCAUGACGAUAACCAGUAAAGGGUCAAGACGGAGGGUUUGGGUCAGCGGACCUUGUUUGUGUUCCUGGCGAGGAACGCAAGUCUUUUAUUUAUGCAUGGUCCUUGUUCUUGUUCAGUCUACAACUGUCUUCGGAGCACUGGAGCUCCAGCUGGAUGAAGAGCAGCCGGCAGGGACCAUCGUUGGUGAUAUCAGCGCUGGGUUACCACCUGGUGAAAUCGGAGGUCUUUACUUCAUCUCGGACCAUGAGAGCACAGGCGUCAGCAAUGAUCUCAACAUCGAUGAAAACACAGGCAUCAUUACCACUGCACAACGUCUGGAUCGUGAGCAGAGAGACCACUAUAGCUUCAUCGCUGUCACAAUGACAGGAGUCACUAUUGAGGUGUCGAUCACCGUUAACGACAUCAACGACCAUGCACCUGUGUUCCCCAAAAAGAAAGCCGUUCUUAAAAUUCCCGAGCACACAGCAGUUGGCACAAGGUUUUCCCUGGAGCCUGCAACAGAUGCGGAUAAGGACCAGCUGACCACUCAAGGCUACGCUAUACGAGAGGGUAAUGUAGGCCAAGCCUUUAGACUGGAGACCAAGAGAGCUGCUAACAAGGUGUUGUAUCUGGAUCUCGUAGUCAAUGGUCUUCUGGACAGGGAGAAGCGCUCAUUAUACACCUUGGUCGUUGAGGCCUUUGAUGGGGGCUCAACAAAAAGGAUGGGAUCCAUGACCCUAGACGUCACUGUGACGGACAUCAACGAUCACGCGCCACUCUUCAAUCAGAGCAGAUACCAUGCUAUUAUCUCGGAAAGUCUCCCACAAGGCAGCAGCAUCCUACAGGUGUUUGCAACAGAUGAGGACGAAGGUGAUAAUGGUCUUGUCCUUUAUGAAAUCAACCGGCGUCAGAGUGACCCUGAUCGCUCCUUUGUCAUGGAUAUCAAGUCAGGGGUCAUCACUUUGAAUAGGCCCCUGGAUUAUGAACUGAAGAGGGUUCAUGAACUGGUGGUCCAGGCCAGGGAUAACGCCAGCCAACCUGAGGUUACCAAUGCAUUUGUGACCAUUCAUGUCCGUGACUUCAAUGACAACCAGCCAACCAUGACCAUCAUCUUUCUGAGUGAGGACGGCUCACCAAGGAUCUCUGAAGGGGCCCAACCAGGCCAGUACGUAGCUCGGAUUUCUGUCACAGACCCCGACUAUGGAGAGUACGCUAAUGUGAAUGUAUCUCUUGAGGGGGGUGAUGGGAAGUUUGCCCUCACAACCAAGGACAGCAUCAUCUACCUGAUAUAUGUUGACCAGGUCUUGGACAGAGAGGAACGGGAUUCGUAUGACCUGAGGGUUAUGGCCACAGACUCCGGCACGCCUCCCCUCAGAGCAGAGUCAUCUUUCACAAUUCAGGUGAUUGAUGUGAAUGACAACCCCCCUCUGUUUGACCAGCAGGCCUACAGACAGACUAUCCCUGAGGUUGUCUAUCCUGGCUCCUUUGUUCUCCAAGUUACUGCCAGGGACAAGGACCAGGGCCCCAAUGGGGACGUACGAUAUAGCCUCCUCAAGGGCAAAAACUCUCACUCUGAUUGGUUUUCCAUUGACCCGGUCACAGGGAUCAUUACCACAGCGACAGCCCUAGAUUUCGAAUCAGAGCCAGCACCUAGCGUAACUGUGGUAGCAAUGGAUGGAGGCCGCCCGCCAUUGUCUUCCACAGCCAAGGUGGACAUUGUGCUCCAGGAUGUUAACGAUAACACACCUGUGUUCUCCAGCAACUUCUACAAUGCCUCCAUAAAGGAGAACACGCCAGCUGGGACCUGUUUCUUGGAGGUGUCGGCCACAGAUGAGGACCGUGGUUCCUUUGGCGCGAUAUCUUACGUCCUGGGUUCUGGCUCUGGAAGUGCAACACCAACCCACUUUACCAUCAACAAGGAGACUGGCCAGAUUUGCACCAGCACAGCUCUGGAUCGUGAUGAGGGACUGGAAAAGUUUGACCUGACCGUCACUGCAACGGAUGGAGGUGGCUUGAGUUCGGUUGCACGUGUACGGGUCACGGUGUUGGACAUCAAUGACAACCGGCCCACUUUCUAUCCAGUCCUCUACACAGUCAGUCUCAGCACCCAUAGCGCCCCUGGAACAUCUGUCGUCAAGGUGACAGCAAAUGACCCAGAUGCUAGGGAAAAUGGCCGGGUGACCUAUCGCACGGUACCUGGAGGAGGCUCUAAUUUCUUCACUCUCAACAAGGAUACAGGUGUGAUUUCUCUUUCACGCUCGCUCCACGGUAAAGCCAACACGGUGAUCUCCCUGGUGAUAUCAGCUGAGGACGGCGGUGGUUUGACGGCACCGGUAAAUGCCAGGGUGAACGUGAGUGUGGUGGGAGGUUCCGUGGCGUCUCCCGUGUUUGACCAGGCCCAGUAUUUCUUCACCGUGUCAGAGGACGUUCUCAGGGGGACAGCGGUGGGAGUGGUCCGAGCUGCAACAAAGACAGGUGUUUCAAAGGAUAUCUUCUACUCCAUCUCCUCUGGGGACCCUGAUGGUUACUUUACAGUGGACCGUGCCUCUGGUACCAUCCGCUCUGCUCUUCCUCUGGACCAUGAGACCUGUUCCAGCCUCGACCUGGAGAUCCAGGCCCGCUCCGGCUCUCCUCCAGCGUAUGGAACCAGUCGGGUACGAAUAACCAUUUCAGACGUCAAUGACAACGCCCCGACCUUCCUCCCCUCCUCAUCAGAGUCCCUGAGUUUACCUGAGAUCACCAAAAUGGGAACUGUUAUCUACAGCAUUCAGGCCACCGACAAGGACUCGGGUCAUAACGGUCAGCUGAGCUUCGACCUGGUCUCUGCUGGGUCUGCAGGCAGCAGCGGACAGAGGACGUUUGGUGUUGACCGAGGCAGCGGAGAGGUGCGUCUGAUUGGUAGUCUGUCAUACGAAAGUGUGCCACGCUAUGACCUGCAGGUGGUUGCCAAGGAUGGUGGAGCGCCUCAGCUUAGCUCCACUUUCACCCUCGUGGUCCACAUCCAAGCGCAGGAUGCACAAGGCCCACAUUUCGACACGCUGACAUACCGUGUGGAGUUAAGGGAAAACACAGCUCUCAACACACGCUUCCUCCAGGUUCGAGCGCUCAACAGAGAGGCAUCAGGGAAUGGUAAAAGCUCCUCUUCAUCUUCUUCCUUCUCUAUUUCCUACCGCCUGAGGCCUGACGGUGAUGCUGCCGGUUUUGGCAUCAUGCCAGACAGUGGGUGGCUGUUUGUUCGCAGCUCUCUGGACAGAGAGGUCAAAGACAUGUACCUGUUGACUGUCCUGGCCACUUCAGGCCCCGGAGGAGUGGGGAGAACCGGCAGUGCAACAGUCAGGGUGUCUGUAACCGACGAGAACGACAAUUCACCAAGACUGAGCCAGGAGAGGGUGUUCCUGGCUGUCAGAGAGAACCUGCUCGCAGGGACCGGCUUUGGCAGGGUGUCUGCAACGGACAGAGAUGCAGGGCUAAACGCUCGACUCACCUACAGGCUGCUGCACACCGACAGGCACUUUCAGAUCAAUUCACAAACAGGUGAGAUAAGCACCCGCCUCGCCCUGGACAGAGAACAGCAGUCCAGCUACCAGCUCGUUGUAGUCGUACAGGACGGAGGAACUCCGCCUCGCAGUGCCACCGGCACCGCUCACAUCUCUGUGCUGGACGAAAACGACCACGCCCCCAGUUUCAAUCACGCAAGGCCAGACAGGGAGCUGCUCCAUCAGGUGAAGGAGGGGCUUCCAUCUGGGACUUUCAUUGGGACAGUGACGGCUAAAGACCCAGACGAGGGAGAGAAUGGGACCAUAUAUUACUCUUUAUUAGGCUCCAGAGCAGAGCGGUUCUCCCUCAACCCGAAUAGUGGCGAGCUUAAAAGCGCUUCCCCUCUGAGAUGGGCCGAGCGAGCGGAGUACGAGUUUACUGUGACCGCUGCUGACCACGGCACCCCCGGCCUCAGCUCCACCUGCCAGCUUAGAAUACAGGUACAUAUAAUCUACGUCAUGCCUCAGGCUGUGAAGUGUGUGUCAGAGACUUCAGAGGAAGAGGAAGAUGAGAGGGUCAAGUGCGUCGAGAGAGAUCAGUCCUUCCUCACGUUGCCUUUCUGGAUCAGCCACUUCCUGUUUAUUGUUGCCCUGAAGUGUUGUGCCAUGAAGAUAACAGGGCUGUGA
Notothenia coriiceps (black rockcod) is the source of this 4776-nucleotide messenger RNA. Its product is annotated as protocadherin-16-like. The coding region runs from base 637 to 4776 and encodes 1379 amino acids. Gene Ontology annotation, molecular function: calcium ion binding. Gene Ontology annotation, cellular component: plasma membrane. Gene Ontology annotation, biological process: homophilic cell-cell adhesion. The transcript has 12 exons. The record is from RefSeq and is a predicted model, not a curated record. Lineage: Eukaryota; Metazoa; Chordata; Actinopteri; Perciformes; Nototheniidae.